Messenger RNA from Rosa chinensis, 8867 nucleotides. RefSeq lists its product as uncharacterized. Gene Ontology annotation, molecular function: ATP binding; helicase activity. The record is from RefSeq and is a predicted model, not a curated record. The transcript has 13 exons. NCBI's taxonomy places the organism in Eukaryota, Viridiplantae, Streptophyta, Magnoliopsida, Rosales, Rosaceae. Bases 42 to 8333 code for a protein of 2763 amino acids.
UGCGUUUUUUUUAAACCAAGAAAGAAGACCUUUUGAGGUCAAUGGUCAAGAGGAGAGAGUUGAGAGUACGGACCAGCCAAUUGACGAGAAGAACUUCGCCUCUAAGUAGAAAGCUUUGUGUUGAAGAAGGCAGAGAAGAAAAGCAAGAGUCUUUGGUGGAGAUCAUGGAGGUUUCCGGCAAGAAAAAGAUCAAGCCUGACCCUUUCACUGAUACUGUGUUUUCUUGGUCCCUGGAGAACAUUUUCAAUGAGGAUCUUUACAAAGACAAGGUGAAAAAGAUUCCUGAAUCAUUUCAAUCGGCUCAGCAUUACUUUGGGUCUUAUAUAUAUCCUUUACUGGAAGAAACCCGAGCAGAAGUGCAUUCAAGUAUGGAAACUCUUAAUCGAGCACCGUUUGCUGAAGUAGUUGGUUUUGUAGAAGCCAAGCCAUAUGGAACAAAGCUAUAUGAUGUCAAGGUUGAUUACUGGCGAAACAGGUUCAGUGAUAGUGGCAAGGAGCCAUAUAAAACUUUGCCGGGUGAUCUUUUUGUUUUAUCUGAUGCUAAACCUGAAACUGUUUCUGACUUACAAAGAGAAGGGAGGUCAUGGGCUUUUGCAUCGGCCACUAAUGUCUCAGAAAGUGAUAAUGAAGAUGACAGUACCUCUCUUUAUUUUAAAAUCAAGGCAUCAAAAGAGUUUGAAGUCGAAAAUAGCAGGACAUCACUUUUUAUAGUUUUCUUGGUGAAUUUAAUCCCUGAAGGAAGAAUUUGGAAAGCGUUGCACAUGUUCAGAAAUCUGAAGAUUAUCAACGAAGUUCUAUGCACUGAUUCUAUGGUUCAGAAAGAUUUCUGCUCUGAAAGGAACAAUGACAUCUGGAAUCAGAGUAUAGUUGAGAGUUUAUCAUCUGGAUUGAAUGAAUCCCAAACUGGGGCAGUGUUGGCCUGCCUUGAAAUGCUGCAUUCUGGUGAAAAGUCUGCCGUGGAACUUAUCUGGGGUCCUCCUGGUACUGGAAAAACAAAAACCACAGUUACUCUGCUUUCAACCCUGCUACAGAUGAAUUGUAGGACUCUUAUUUGUGCUCCAACAAAUGUUGCAAUAACUGAAAUUGCUUCUCGUCUUGUGAAGAUGGUGAGUAAAGCAGAGCCAAAUGAUUUGUAUUGUUCUUUAGGAGAGAUUCUUUUAUUUGGGAAUAAGGAGCGACUCAAAAUUGGUUCAGACAUUGAAGAAAUUUAUAUGGAUUGCCGUGUCAAAAGACUUGUAGAUUGUUUGGGGCCAAGGACUGGUUGGAGGCAUUGCUUUGCUUCCAUGAUCGGUUUACUUGAGGAUUGUGUUUCGGAUUACCAUAUUUCCUUGGAAAAUGAGUUCACAAAAGAGACCGAACAAAAGAAUGUUAGUGAAACGAAAGAUAAAGAAUCCAGAAGUGGUGUUCAAGUUAAAAAGGGGAAGUGCAAAACAUUUGUUCAAUUUUUGAGACAUAGAUUUGCAUAUACUGCAACGCCGAUAAGAUAUUGUAUUUCUGUGUUCUGUACUCAUAUAGGGAAAAAUUAUAUUUCGGUAGACAAUUUCCAAGACUUGGUUUCGCUUAUCCGGUUAGUUGAUUCCUUUGAGUUACUUCUGUCUCAAGGUAAUGUUGUUUCUGAAGUGUUGGAAGAACUCUUUUCUCAUUCAGAUGUUGAAGAUGUGUCUGAGUCAUUUGUAGGAAACUCCUUUGAUCUUUGUAUGAUGAGAAGGGAUUGCAUUUCGGCUUUACGCACUCUACGGGAUUCUCUUAGUCAACUAAAACUUCCAAAUAUUACGAAUGAGGAAUCUAUUCGGGAGUUCUGUUUUCAAAGAGCAUCUCUAAUAUUUUGCACUGCAUCUAGUUCGUAUAAGCUGCAUAGAGUGGCAAUGGAACCACUAAGCAUUGUUGUUAUUGACGAGGCUGCACAGCUAAAAGAGUGUGAGUCCACGAUACCUCUGCAACUUCGAGGUGUGAAGCGUGCUGUUCUUGUUGGUGAUGAACGUCAGUUAUCAGCUACGGUAAAAAGCAAAGUUUCUGAUGAAGCUGGUUUUGCAAGAAGCUUAUUUGAGAGGUUGAGCUUAAUGGGUCAUUCAAAACAUCUUUUAAAUAUGCAAUACAGAAUGCAUCCAUCAAUAAGUUUAUUCCCAAAUUCAAAUUUCUAUUUUAACUUGAUCCUGGAUGCUCCAAAUGUAAAACGAAGAAGCUAUGAGAAGCACUAUCUUCCAGGAGCAAUGUUUGGUCCAUAUUCUUUUAUAAAUGUGAUUGGUGGAAGAGAGGAGAAAGAUGAGGAUGGACAUAGUCGGAAAAAUAUGGUGGAGGUUGCUAUUGUUUCAAAAAUACUGCGGAAUCUGUACAAAGAAUGGGUCAAAUCAAAACAGAGACUCAGUAUUGGUAUAGUAUCUCCCUAUGCCGCUCAAGUAGUCGCAAUUAAGGACAGAAUGGGUGAGAAGUAUGAUAGGCUUGAUGGCUUUGUAGUGAAGGUAAAAACAGUUGAUGGGUUCCAAGGUGGGGAAGAGGAUAUAAUUAUAAUGUCCACUGUACGAUCCAACAGCCAGCAAUCACUUGAAUUCAUUUCAAAAUUGCAAAGAGUUAAUGUCUCUAUUACAAGGGCUAGGCACUGUUUGUGGAUUUUGGGCAAUGAAAGAACUCUUUCCGAUAGUGAAUCUGUUUGGAAGGCCUUGGUCCUUGAUGCCAAAGGUCGUCAAUGCUUCUUUAAUGCCGAUGAAGACAAGGAUUUAGCCAAGGCCAUAUUAGAGGUAAAGAAAGAGUUUGACCAAUUUGAUGAUUUGCUCAAUGCCGACAGCGUACUUUUUAGAAGUGCUAGAUGGAAGGUACUUUUCAGUGAUAACUUUCUGAAGUCAUUCAAGAAAUUGACAUCAGUCCGCUUGAAGAAGUCAGUGCUAAAUCUUCUACUGAAGCUUUCCAGUGGUUGGAGACCUAAGAAGCAAAAUGUUGAGACAAUUUCUGGUAGCUCUUGCAUGAUCUUGAAGAAAUUUAAGGUUGAAGGUCUAUACAUUGUUUGCACUAAUGACAUUGCAAAGAACCUGCAGUACGUUCAAGUAUUAAAGAUCUGGGACUUAUUGCCUCUAGAGGAUAUCCCAAAGUUGAUAAACCGCCUGGAUAGUAUUUUCAACAGAUAUACUGAUAACUUUAUUAAUCUUUGCAAGGACAAGUGUCUCGAUGGUGAUCUAGAGGUUCCAAAAAGCUGGUCAACGUCUUUGGAAUUUUCUCGGUUUAAGGAUCUUAGCAUCAGUGAAGCUCAGAGUGAUUUAGUUGGUGACACUUCUGAUUGUAGAAGCUAUGUUGAGAAUUCACAGGUUAGCGAGAGUUUGUUGCUGAUGAAAUUUUAUUCCUUAUCAUCUGGGGUAGUAAACCACUUACUGUCAGACCGUGAGGGUAGAGAACUGGAUCUUCCAUUUGAAGUUACAGACGAAGAGAUGGAGAUUAUCCUUUAUCGUAGAAGUUCCUUUAUAGUGGGACGGUCAGGAACUGGGAAAACCACAGUUUUAACCAUGAAAUUGUUUCAAAAAGAACAAUGGCACCAAUUUGCGGUACAAGGAUGCUAUAGUAGUCAAAAUACUAGCAAGGUUGAGCAGAGUUCUGCAGCUACUGAAGGGAAAGUUCUGCGCCAGCUUUUUGUGACAGUGAGUCCUAAGCUAUGUUUUGCCAUCAAGCGACAUGUUUCACACUUGAAAAGUUUUGCAUGCGGCGGAGGUAACUCAACUGACUCAACUGAAAGAGGUUUAAUUGAUAUGGCUGAUUUUGAUGAGGAGGAAACCCAAUUCAAGGAUAUCCCAGAUUCAUUUCAUGAUAUUCCUACGAGUUCUUACCCACUUGUUAUUACAUUCCAUAAGUUUUUGAUGAUGCUCGAUGGGACAUUGAGUAACUCAUACCUUGAAAGAUUCCUUGAUGUGACAGCUACUGUUGGUCAUUUUAGGAGUUCGAGAUCAGUCGCAUUUCAGAGCUUGAUAAGGACGAAAGAAGUUAAUUAUGAGAGGUUUAGCUCUGUGUAUUGGCCCCGUUUUAAUACUCAGAUAACAAAGAAGCUUGACGUUUCAAGAAUCUUUAUAGAGAUUAUUUCUUAUAUAAAAGGUGGCUUAGGAGCUAUAGAUGCAUGUGAUGGUAAACUCAGCCGGGAGGAUUAUGUUCAACUGUGCGAGGGCCGGGGUUCUAAUUUGAGCAAGCAAAAGAGAGAAGCAAUAUACGAUGUUUUUCAGGCUUAUGAAAAGUUGAAGAUGGAAAAUGGUGAAUUCGAUCUGGCUGAUUUUGUAAUUGAUCUUCACCGUCGACUCAAGCAUGAAAAAUAUGAGGGUGAUCAGAUGGAAUUUGUUUAUAUUGAUGAGGUUCAAGAUCUCACAAUGAGUCAAAUUGCUUUGUUUAAACACAUGUGCAACAAUGUUGAAGAGGGAUUUGUCUUUUCUGGUGAUACAGCCCAAACAAUAGCAAGGGGUAUUGACUUUAGGUUUCAGGAUAUACGACAUCUGUUCUACAAGAAGUUUGUAUUUGAGUCAAGAAGCAAUAGCAACGAUGAAAGAAAAGAAAAAGGCCUCGUCUCUGAAUUACUUCAGUUGACUCAAAACUUCCGUACUCAUGCUGGUAUAUUGAAGUUAUCACAAAGCAUUGUUGAACUACUGUAUCGGUUUUUCCCCUUUUCUGUUGAUGUUUUAAAACCUGAAACCAGUCUGAUUUAUGGGGAAGCUCCAGUUUUGCUUGAAUCUGGGGAAAACGAAAAUGCAAUCAUGAAAAUUUUUGGAAACAGUGGAAAUAUAGUUGGCUUUGGUGCAGAGCAGGUGAUUUUGGUGCGAGAUGGUAAUGCUCGAAGAGAAAUAUCCAAAUUUGUAGGGAAGCAUGCUCUUGUCCUAACCAUAGUGGAGUGUAAGGGCCUUGAGUUCCAGGAUGUCCUCUUAUACAACUUUUUCGGCACAUCACCUUUGAAAAAUCAGUGGAGGGUCAUAUAUGAUUACAUGAAGGAACAAGAUUUACUUGACUCCACAUUACCUAAGUGCUUUCCAAGUUUCAGUGAAUCAAAACACAACAUAUUGUGCUCUGAACUGAAGCAAUUAUAUGUGGCUGUUACUCGAACAAGACAGAGAUUGUGGAUUUGUGAAAAUGUGGAAGACCUCUCGAAACCUAUGUUUGACUAUUGGAAGAAAAAAUGUCUUGUGCAACAAAGGCAGUUAGAUGAUUCACUUGCCCAGGCAAUGCAAGUGGCAAGCAGUCCAGAGGAGUGGAAAUCACGAGGCAUUAAGCUAUAUCAUGAACAUAACUAUGAAAUGGCCACAAUGUGCUUUGAAAGAGCUGGUGACACUUACUGGGAAAGGAGGUCUAAAGCUUCCGGCCUCAAAGCUAUUGCUGACCGUAUGCGAACAUCAAAUCCCGAAGAGGCUAAAUCGAUCCUUAGAGAAGCUGCUGAAAUAUUCGAUGCUAUUGGCAAGGCAGAUUCUGCUGCAAGAUGUUUUUCUGAUUUGGGGGAGUAUGAAAGAGCAGCUAGGCUAUAUUUGGAAAAAUGUGGAGACUCGGAACUUCAAAGAGCUGCAGAAUCUUUUUCACUAGCGGGAUGCUUUGAGGAUGCUGCAGAUGUCUAUGCCAAGGGAAAUUUUUUCGCGGAGUGUCUCACUGUUUGUGCAAAUGGGAAACUAUUUGAAAUGGGUUUGCAGUAUAUUAAUUAUUGGAAACAGCAUGCUGUUGAGGACUGUGCUAAGGCUAGUAGAGGAGAAGGAAUAUAUAAAAUGGAGCAGGAAUUUUUAGAGAGCUGCGCACUUCACUAUCAUAAGUUGAAAGAUAACAGAAUAAUGAUGAAAUUUGUGAAAGCUUUCAAUUCUAUAAUAUUGAUGCGGGACUUUUUGAAGAGUUUAGGGAGCCUUGAUGAGCUUUUGUCAUUGGAGGAAGAAUUUGGAAAUUAUCUGGAAGCCGCAAACAUCGCCCAGCUUAAAGGUGAAAUCCUACUUGAAUCUGAUUACCUUGGAAAGGCAGGUAAGUUCAAAGAGGCCUCACUGCAUAUUCUGUUUUAUGUAAUUUCCAAGUCUCUUUGGUCAUCUGGUAGCAUGGGCUGGCCCAUGAAAACGUUUCCACAACAGGAGGAGCUUCUGACAAAGGCCAAGUCAUUUGCCAAGAAUGUGAAAGGUAACCUUUAUGAGCUGGUUUGCACUGAGUCGGAGAUUUUAUUGAAUGGGCAGGAUAACUUGGCUGUUUUGAAACAUCAAAUGGAAGCUUCUGAAAGACUUGAGAGUAUUAGAGGUGAAGUGUUAUCAGCUCGAAAAAUUUUGGAUGCCCAUCUCUCUCCAAGAACUGAUAAGUAUUUAUGGGAGAAAGAAUUAAUUGGAGAUCUUGUAAAGCAUUCAAAAGAUAAAAUAUCUAGAAAUCAGGUGUCCGUUGAUUCGCUUGUCUACUACUGGAAUUUCUGGAAGGAGAAGAUCCUUCACAUUAUUGAAUCUGUAGAUUGUGUGGAAAGUCCAGAGUACAAUGGUUAUGUAGAACUCUGUUUUACUUGUUUAGGAGUUUGGAGGUUGUAUCAUAAUCUGAAUCCAAUAUAUGUCUUACUGGUCCCUGAUGCUGAUUGGAUUAGUGGUCUGGACAAAAGGCAUUUGAAAAGUUAUGGGAAGUCGGUCUCCAUUGAUGUUCAUCAGCUCAUUCCAGCAGCUCAGUAUUAUUGGAGUUCAGAACUGCUCUCUGUUGGCAUCAAAGUUUUGGAAAAGCUUGAAGCACUUUUCAAGUUCCCACUAAAGAAUUCUGACUCGACAUUCUUCCAGUGCAGGGCUCUUACCCUUAUCUAUGAUGUUGCAAGAAAUCUUUUGGAUUCCAAAUAUCUGAAGCCAACCCUUAUCUAUGAUGUUGCAAGAAAUCUUUUGGAUUCCAAAUAUCUGAAGCCAAGGGAUCAAGAUUACUUGAAACUACAGAAGCUGGUAACAUUUUCGGCCGGGGAGUAUGUUGCUUACAUCUUUCCUUUAGAUUGGAGGAAUUCGUUGCGACAGAAUAUGAUUUCUCUUAGAAGAACUGAUGCUUCAAAGAAUGUGCUGAAUCAAGUUAUAGUUGAAUAUACCAGCUCAAAGAACAAGCUGUCUUAUGGGCAGAUUGGAAGGAUCGCAAUGAUCAUUCUCGGGUCAGGUAAGCUGCUGAAUAAUGGGCUCUCUGUUCAGCUUGUCAAAAAGCUUGAAAAUACACCAUGGAAGGCCUUCAUUGAGGAUCUCUGUACGAGCGUUGGACCUGGACAUACCCGUCAGGAACCAAUAGAGGUGUCUGUCAUGUUGCGGUUACAUGAGGCUUUGGUUGAAACUUAUAGUGUCAACUGGAGGAAGGUUUCCAACUACAUAUCACCUGGUUGCUUCUUGUAUCUUGUGGAGCGCCUUCUGUUUUCAGCAAGUUGCUAUCAAGGUUUUGUCAUCACUACAAGUUCUUGCUUUAUUGAAUGGCUGAUAUACCAGGAUGAAGAUACCAGCUUACGUUCCAUAGUGACUGGUGGGAGUCCUUCUCUGGGAACCAUUCUUCCAUUUGUGAUUAAUGUGGUUAGCGAUUGUAUUUUCAAGAAGAAGGAUAUGAUUGAAUGGAUUGAGAAGUCUGACAGAAAUUGGAGGAAGUAUUAUCAGUCACUCAUGUUGCGGUUGGUUACUGUCUUGUGUUUGAUUAAUUUGAACUUCCGCUUGUGUUUGGAUAUAAUCCAUGAUUUGCUGGGGAGGAACUUUAUCACUGAACUCCUACCGUGGGAGUUUUAUGAUGCACUUAGGAGGAGGAGGAAACCCAAUUCUCUCAGUUUAAAUGUUAAUGUGCUUGCUGGAGCUCUCAAGAAGAUUGAUAAUACAUUGGUGAUUGCGAGUUUCGGGGUUAAUUGUUCAGGGUUUUACAGUUCAGAUGCCAUCUUUGUCGACAUGACUACCAAUCAAUGCAAGAAUGACAUAUUGAGAAAAUGGUUUCCAAAGCCGCCUGUCAUUCAAGUUGCACAACAUCAAGUUGCAUCUGUUGAAAAAGGUAGAAGUUCUUGCAGUCCUGCAAUCUCUGCAACUGAUUCUGAAGAAGGUAAGAGUUCUAAACUUGCGCCUUCAGAAUCCAGCUUGGUAAAAGAGACUGCGGUUGCAGCUCGUAAGCAGUGUGAAGCUGAAGACAGUCACAGUAAGGAUGAGGGUAAUUGCAUAUCCAAUGCGUCAGAUCAGCAGUGUCCCGGCCCAAUCUCGGAGCAGCAUGACGCCGAGGACAGCCACACAAAAGGCGAGGAAAACAACGCAUCCACCGAGUCAAAUCCGACAUGUCAAAAAGAUGAUGGUACUUCCACCCCAUCUGGCAGUAAAGAAGCUGGAAGCAAGGCGAAGAACAAGACAAAGGGCAAGAACAAGAAAAACAAGAAGAGAGGGGGCCGGAAAUAGCUGUCAUAUGCCCUGCAAUUUCUUUACUUUGGAAAUUUCAUCUGGGAAACUUGUUUAUAUCUGAUGUAACUCAAACAUAAUAUCUAUUGUUUGUACAUAUUAUCUAUGGUUUCUACAUUUCAUAUCAUCAUGUUAUUACUAAUCAGAAGAAAAGAUUGAACUGCUAUAAGAAACUAUUCAAUGAACAAAAAUGCCUGGCUCUUGUUAUGAACUUUCAGUGAAGUCUCAAUCGAAAACAAACAAGUAACAAAACUUUAACAGAGAAUGCACUACGCUCUUUUUGGCUCAAUUCUUAUCGCUCCCGAACCUCAAACUUGUUCGGCAAAAGCCGCCGGUACUUCUCAAACUGCUCCUUGGCCUCUUCAUUCCUCUCAAGCAAGUUGUAAAUCAUUUCUCUACAAAAAUAAGGCCGGAAGUCUUUGGGAUCCUCCUUGACCAACUCAUUGUAGCUACUCAACGCAUCCUCCACAUUCUUCUGCAGGAACUGUAUCUGCGCCAUUAUCAGCUUCACAUCCCUGGCCUCCUUGGCCUUGU